Messenger RNA from Daphnia pulicaria, 684 nucleotides. RefSeq names its product protein MCM10 homolog. Lineage: Eukaryota; Metazoa; Arthropoda; Branchiopoda; Diplostraca; Daphniidae. The transcript is spliced from 4 exons. Bases 1 to 684 code for a protein of 227 amino acids. Gene Ontology annotation, biological process: DNA replication initiation. Gene Ontology annotation, molecular function: DNA replication origin binding; single-stranded DNA binding. Gene Ontology annotation, cellular component: replication fork protection complex. The record is from RefSeq and is a predicted model, not a curated record.
AUGACGGAAUGUGAAUUUUGCAUCUACCACGUUCAAAAUGAAUUCAAAAAGUCUAGUGCAAAACGAUCGGAAAUCCAAUCACAUUUUUCGGGAACUGGUCUUUCUACAAAGGAUCGACUGAAACAAAAAGUCUUGGGAAAAGAAGAGGUAUUUUAUGGAGGACAAAUAUUUACGGGGAAAGUAGUGGCACCUCCAGCUUCCAAGGCAAAGGAUAACAAAAUAUUGGACAGUCUCAAACUGCAAAGUCAAGCUGCAAGAUUGAAAGAGGAAGAAGAAAAUCUGGCUAGAAAAAAUAUGAAAACUGAAUUUUCCGAACGGUUGUUAAAUCCAACUGCUGGGACCCGAAACUUAUUAAAAUGUUUAGAACAGGCAAAGAGCUCGAAAGGAUCUGCACCAAUCUCUUCUCCUACAGCGCCAAUGAAAUCGAUAACAGCCAGAGACUUAAUCCAGCAACAUCAACAGAAACUUCUAGAAAUGAAGGCAAUCCAGACGAAAGCAAGCCAAGCCGCUCUGUCGACUUCCCUGCUUGGUCGAGGACUGGUACAAGAUCAAAAGGAAAUUGAUCUCUCUGAUGAGGCGCGCCUUUCAAAACCUCAUCCGACCUCAUCCACGAAAGAUGUCGGCCAAAUUAAAAGCGCUGCAACUUGUUCGGCUAAAAGGACAGCUGCAACCAUCCGAUCCUAA